This is a messenger RNA of Manihot esculenta (cassava), 2413 nucleotides long. Its product is annotated as ubiquitin-like modifier-activating enzyme atg7. Lineage: Eukaryota; Viridiplantae; Streptophyta; Magnoliopsida; Malpighiales; Euphorbiaceae. Gene Ontology annotation, molecular function: Atg12 activating enzyme activity; Atg8 activating enzyme activity. The coding region runs from base 81 to 2228 and encodes 715 amino acids. Gene Ontology annotation, biological process: autophagy of mitochondrion; C-terminal protein lipidation; protein modification by small protein conjugation. The record is from RefSeq and is a predicted model, not a curated record. Gene Ontology annotation, cellular component: cytoplasm; phagophore assembly site. The transcript is spliced from 14 exons.
UUAAAGUUAAAAUAUUGCCCAAAGAAGAAGAAGAAGAAUAGAUCAAUAAAUCGGAACUCUGAGACUGGGAGCAAGUAACAAUGUCUAAGCAAGACCGGAGUGGUGGAUCUAUACUCCAAUUCGCACCGUUUCAGAGUUUCGUGGAUGAGGGUUUCUGGCAUAGGUUGUCUUCUUUGAAGCUCAACAAGUUGGGCAUCGACGAUUCUCCUAUCUCCAUCACCGGUUUCUAUGCCCCUUGUUCGCAUUCUCAGGUAUCGAACCACUUGGCUCUUCUUUCGGAAUCCCUGUCUAGUGAUGAAAGUGAGCAGUCGUCAAUUCCGGAAAUUUCUCGCGGCAAUAGGAACAGAUGCGCUGUUCCUGGGAUUAUUUACAACACCAAUACUUUGGAGGCCUAUCAUGCUCUGGAUAAGAAAAGCUUGCUCAAGGAGGAAGCCAAGAAGAUUUGGGAAGACAUUCAUACCGGAAAGGCUGUGGAGGACAGUGCAGUUUUAUCGAGGUUCCUUCUUAUUUCAUUUGCAGACCUAAAAAAAUGGAGCUUCCACUACUGGUUUGCUUUCCCUGCUCUCACGUUUGAUCCUCCUGUAACAGUUGUUGAUUUGAAGCCUGCUUCACAAUGGUUUACUUCACAGGAGGCAGAUUCUGUUUCAGUUGCUUGUAAUGAAUGGCGUAACUCAAGCUUAACUGCUGAUGUGCCAUUCUUUCUGGUCUGUAUUGCUUCCAAUUCCCAUGCUACAAUUAGGCAUUUGAAGGACUGGGAAGCUUGCCAGGGUGAUGGGCUAAAGGUGCUUUUUGGUUUUUAUGACCCAUGUCAUCUUCCAAAUAAUCCUGGCUGGCCUUUACGCAACUUCCUAGCACUGAUUUGCUCAAGAUGGAAUCUCAAAACUGUCCACUUUUUAUGCUACAGAGAGAAUCGUGGUUUUGCUGACCUGGGGUUGUCCCUUGUUGGUGAAGCCGUAAUUACAAUUCCACAAGGAUGGGGAGAUGUGCAUUGUGUGCCUAAUCCAGUAGGAUGGGAACUUAACAAAGGCAGACACAUGUCCAGGGUUAUUAACCUUGCUAAAUCUAUGGAUCCAGCAAUGUUGGCCAUAUCUGCAGCAGACUUGAAUUUGAAACUAAUGAGAUGGCGUGCUUUGCCUUCACUUAAUUUGGAUAAAUUAUCUUCUACUAAGUGUCUUCUCUUAGGAGCAGGUACACUUGGAUGCCAGGUUGCCCGCAUGCUUAUGGCUUGGGGUGUACGGAAAAUUACACUACUUGACAAUGGCAGGGUGGCAAUGUCUAAUCCAUUAAGGCAGUCCUUGUAUACAUUGGACAACUGUCUCAAUGGAGGUGAUUUUAAAGCCAUGGCAGCAGUUAAAAGCCUCAAGCAAAUAUUUCCUGCUGUGGAAGCAGAAGGUGUUGUGAUGGCUAUACCAAUGCCUGGGCAUCCAGUGAGCAGCCAAGAAGAAGAGAGCAUGCUUGAAGAUUGCAGACGUCUGCAUGAGUUGGUUGAUUCUCAUGAUGCAGUUUUUCUCUUGACUGAUACGAGAGAAAGCAGAUGGCUUCCUGCCCUCCUUUGUGCAAAUGCUAACAAGAUUACUAUAACUGCAGCUCUAGGGUUUGAUAGUUUCCUGGUUAUGCGGCAUGGUCCAGGUCCUCUUAACUCAACCAAAACUGACGACUUAAAUGCUGAACCCGGAAAUGCUUUAUCUGCUGAUAUUGACGGCCUUGCUUUGGCUGAUAAUGGAGGGAAGAGAUUGGGUUGUUACUUCUGCAAUGACGUGGUUGCACCGACUGAUUCAACUGCCAAUCGCACUUUGGACCAGCAAUGUACUGUUACUCGUCCAGGGGUUGCCCCUAUUGCUUCAUCUCUUGCGGCUGAACUUUUUGUUGACAUCUUGCACCAUCCUAUUGGGAUAUUUGCAGAAGGUGAGAUUGCAAACUCCACUAACUGUGAUAGCUCUGACCAACCUCUUGGUAUUCUACCCCAUCAGAUUCGAGGUUCUCUUCAUCAAUUCUCCCAAAUGACACUUGUAGGCCAUGCUUCUAAUAGUUGCACUGCUUGUUGCAGCACUGUGGUAACCGAAUAUCGGAAAAGAGGAAAAGAAUUCCUGCUCCAAGCAAUUAAUCAUCCUACCUAUCUGGAGGAUCUCACUGGACUCACAGAGUUGAUGAAGUCCGCUAGCUCUUUUAAUUUGGACUGGGAUAAUGAGAUUGAUCCCGAUGAUGAUGAUGAUUAUCUUGAAUUAUAAUUUUCUUUUUCGUAUUUCCUCAUUGCCAAUUGUCCCACAUUCUUAAUUGUAAAAUUAUUCUAGUCAGCAAAGCAGUGCCAAGUGUCCGCUCUUCCUUUGAUCUGUGAUUAGACAUCAUCAUUAUCAUAAAAUGUACAAGUGUAUUUCAACUCACCGGCUCAUUAAUGACAUCAGUAUUAAUUAAA